Messenger RNA from Ornithodoros turicata, 1540 nucleotides. RefSeq names its product exosome complex component RRP45-like (gene Rrp45). Bases 126 to 1457 code for a protein of 443 amino acids. NCBI's taxonomy places the organism in Eukaryota, Metazoa, Arthropoda, Arachnida, Ixodida, Argasidae. Gene Ontology annotation, molecular function: mRNA 3'-UTR AU-rich region binding. Gene Ontology annotation, cellular component: cytoplasmic exosome (RNase complex); nuclear exosome (RNase complex). The record is from RefSeq and is a predicted model, not a curated record. The transcript has a single exon. Gene Ontology annotation, biological process: nuclear mRNA surveillance; nuclear polyadenylation-dependent mRNA catabolic process; TRAMP-dependent tRNA surveillance pathway.
UAACAAUGUGCGGGGAAAAAAAAAAAAAAAAAGCAAUCCUCGUGUUUAGGUUGAAGUGCGCGGUAAAGUUUAUGCGUUAAUGCUUUGGCCCACUUGUUCUUCUUUUGUAGAAAAACACAGACGCCAUGCUUCACGUAGAUCUAGUUUCAGACUGUGAAAGAGACUUUGUGAGAAAUACAGUCUCUGAAGGCAAACGUGUCGACGGCCGAACCGCAAGAGAGAAUCGGCCUGUGCGCAUCGAGUUUGGACUCGACCGAGGAUGCUGCAUAGCGUCCCUCGAAAAAACCAAAGUUCUCGCUCAGGUCUCCAGUGAGCUGACGACCCCUAAACUGGGUCGUCCUAAUGAGGGUUACUUGGUCGUCAACUUCGAGCUGUCUCCAAUGGCUGCUCCGAACUUCGAACCCGGUCGACUCGGUGAUUAUGGCGUGGAGAUCGGACGCCUUCUGGAACGUUGCAUUCACGAUUCACGCUGUGUAGACUUGGAAUCGCUUUGCCUAGUAAAUGGUGAAAAAGUGUGGCAGAUUCGUGUUGAUGUUCAGGUUUUGAAUCACUGCGGGAACGUGUGUGAAUGUGCCAGUGUUGCCACUAUAGCGGCUCUUCUUCACGCACGGAUUCCGAAUGUUACGAUAGAGGGGAAUGAAAUAACCGUUCACAACACACGUGACAGUGUAGCGGUUCCGAUUCACAUGCACCACCAUCCAUAUUGUGUGAGCUUUGCAUUUUACGAAAGUGGUGGCGAAAUUUUGGCCGACCCAACCGAGUUGGAAGAGAAGAUUGCUGACGGCAUUUUAACAGUUGGUGCUAACGGCCGCCAGGAAGUGUGUGUCCUGCACCAGAGAGGUUGCAUCAUACGCAAAGAACACGUGCUGCUCUGCACGCGAUUGGCUGGAGUGAGAGCAAAGAGCCUAACAGAAAUCAUCAAACAGGAAGUUCAGAAGGACGAAGAGGUGAGGAAGAAAGGGACACCGGUUGGAUUUGCAGCAAACUUGCUCGUAGACACGGAUGAGGUGAUGACACUGGAGCCAAGUGCAGUGCACGUAGAUGAUGUUGAGGUGGUCAGUGAUGUAGAAGAGAGUGAAGAUGUCACAGUAGAGAAAGUGAGCAGACGUAGAGCAGCACAGCAGAGAAAGCGUACAAGUGGUACGAAGUCCAAGGUGCUGCCAAACGUUAAAGUCUUUCUCGAAGGCACUGGCACUGCUGCAAUCGGGAGAGGAGGACCCAGCACCUGGGACGUUCUCGACGACGAUGCAGACGCAGAGGAUAUGUCACAAGUGGUGUCACAAAAAAAUAACAGGGGUGGUGCUGGGGGUUGUAAGGACAGUGAAAGCAGCGAAGAAGAAGAAAUGGCAGUGUUGCAGGAAGAAGAUUUUCCUGCAAAAGGUGACAAGGACGACGUUGACCUCAGCAAUACGACUAAAGAACACAAUCGAGGCUGGUAUUCGAGGCAGCCAUUCUGAGAAACAAUUUUUAAAAUCUGUGCCACAAUGACGUCGUGCCGUGCUGAUGCGAGUCACGUUUAAAUAAAAUAUUUACCAGUUAC